Closterium sp. Naga37s-1 is the source of this 1323-nucleotide messenger RNA. NCBI's taxonomy places the organism in Eukaryota, Viridiplantae, Streptophyta, Zygnematophyceae, Desmidiales, Closteriaceae. The record is from the annotation of a GenBank genome assembly.
AUGAUGCGGACUGACGUGCCGCUGACGUGGACGGGGGCGGCGAUGACGUGGGUUGAGGUGUCGCCGACGUGGACGAGGGUCGCGAUGAGGAGUGAUGUGUCGCUGACGUCGACGGAGUCGACGAUGACGUGGAAUGAGGUGUCGCUGACGUGGACGGGGGCGGCGAUGACGUGGAAUGAGGUGUCGCUGACGUGGACGGGGGUGGCGAUAACGUGGACUGAUGUGUCGCUGAUGUGGAUGGGGGCGGCAAUGAUGUGGACUGAGGUGCCGCUGACGUGGACGGGGGCGGCGAUGACGUGGACUGAUGUAUCGCUGACGAGGACGGGAUCGACGAUGACGUGGAAUGAGGUGUCACAGACGUUGACGGGGGCGACGAUAACGUGGACAGAGGUGUCGCUGACGUGGACGGGGGCGGCAAUAACGUGGAAUGAGGUGUCGCUGACGUGGACGGGGGCGGCGACGAUGUGGACUGAUGUGUCGCUCACGUGGACGGAGUCGGCGAUGACGUGGAAUGAGGUGUCGCUGACGUGGACGGGGGCGACGAUGGCGCGGCCUGAGACGCGGACUGAGGUGCCGCUGACGUGGACGGGGGCGACGAUGACGUGGAAUGAGGUGUCGCUGACGUGGACGGGCGCGGCGACGACGUGGAAUGAGGUGUCGCUGACGUGGACGGGGGCGGCGACGAUGUGGACUGAUGUGUCGCUGACGUGGACGGAGUCGACGAUGACGUGGAUUGAGGUGUCGCUGACGUGGACGAAGUCGACGAUGGUGUGGACUGAUGUGUCGCUGACGUGGACGGGGACGAAGAUGAUGUGGAAUGAGGUGUCGCCGACAUGGACGGGGGCGACGAUGAUGUGGAAUGAGGUGCCGCUGACGUGGACGGGGGCGGCGAUGACGUGGACUGAGGUGUCGCUGACGUGGAUGGGGGCGGCGAUGACUUGUGCUUGCUGCCGUGUGUGCUGCUGUGCUGUAUGUGUGCUUGUUGCUGUCUGUGCUGCUGUGCUGGCAGCCGUGCUUGCUGCUGCGUGUGAUGCUGUGCUUGCAGCUGUGCUUGAUGAUGUGUGUGCUGUUGUGCUGGCAGCUGUGCUUGCUGCUGUGCUUGCUGCUGUGCUGGCAGCUGUGCUUGCUGCCACUCGUCCUCCUUGUGCAACACUCCUGAGCAUGCACAAGGAGGGUGUGUAUGGAGUUACUUUGCAGAUUGCUGGGUUGGCAUGCUUGUUGCUGCGUGCUGCUGUGGUUGCUGCCAGUCAUGCACUUUGUGCAACAGCAGCUCUUGCGAUGGCCAUACCCUUCCUUCUGUCUGAGCUUUGUUUCAUGUGUUAA